Molecule: messenger RNA, 1350 nt
Organism: Linnemannia hyalina
Lineage: Eukaryota; Fungi; Mortierellomycota; Mortierellomycetes; Mortierellales; Mortierellaceae
Source: the annotation of a GenBank genome assembly
AUGAUGGAUUCAAUAGCAAACAAACUCUCUCGGACAAAGUACACCUCCGUAUGGAUAGUCCUCGGACUCCUCCACAACCUCACCAUCUACCUCACCCACCACAAACGCAGCCUUUCAAGAUUCCUUUGCGCAUAUACCCUCCUCUACAUUUUUACACACCGCAGAACUGCCAUCGGCGUCACCCCACGCAAGGAUCUCAAAUCCCCUGGUGGUAGCCUACCUCUCGUCGGAGACAUCGUCAAAAUGACCUUCCAGCCUCGGACCGAAGUCUACCAGUUGAACGAGAAGAUCCAUAAGGAGGUCGGAAGAGUGUUUGCGAUUACGUUGCCGUUUGUGGGGAGGGUUGUGGAUUUUACGGACCCCGCGGUGUUGGAACAUGUGUUGAAGACCAACUUUUGGGCGUAUGAGAAGGGAGAGUUUUUACGACGGACGUUUUUUGAUUUGCUGGGCAAUGGUAUCUUUAGCGCCGAUGGACACUCAUGGAACUGGCAGAGGAAGAUGGCUUCGCAUAUAUUCAACGUCAGCGCAUUCAGACACUACACGAGCGAGGUGUUUGUCAAGGAAUCAUACAUUGUCGCGGACUACCUGGGGAUGAUUGCCGAGGAAGAACGAACAGUUGACAUCCACAAGCUGUUCUACCUUUACACCCUCGACUCCUUCGGCGAGAUAUCGUUCGGACAGUCAUUCGGAUGUUUGGACUCGCCCGAGGAAGGCACUGUCGAAUUCGCCGAAGCCUUCGACCGCCUCAACACCAUCGUCUUCAACCGCGUCUUCACCCCCGGAUGGCAGCUUACAGAGUUCCUUACCUCCCGUGGACGCCAAAUCCGAAAAGACAAACAAACCAUCGCCUCCUUUGCCCUCAAAAUCAUCCGCGACCGACGGAUCCACGGAUACGAUAAACCACAAAAGGAUCUCUUACAGCUAUGCAUGGAUAUGCAAGAUGUAGAGGACGGGAGACGCUUGUCGGAUGAGGUGUUGAAGGAUAUGGUGCUGAAUUUUAUUAUUGCUGAUGGCACAAGGAUAUACAAGGGCGAGUUUGCGAGCUGGAGUUCAUGGACGAUGGGUCGUGAUACAACCAUCUGGGGCCCUGACGCAAGAGAGUAUGACCCAGACCGCUGGAUGACUGGUGAAAAGUUUCCGGCACACAAGUUCCCCGCCUUCCACGCCGGGCCUCGCAAAUGCCUGGGACAACAGUUUGCGACGGUAGAGGCAAUCACGAUUCUGGCAAUCCUUCUACAGAGAUUUACGUUUGAACUGGUCGAUCCUGACACGGAACCUGAAUAUAUCCCAGGACUGACGCUUCCUAUGGCGAAUGGUCUACCCCUACGCGUCCACCAGCGCCCUGUAUAG